CCUCUUAAUUCCAGGAUGCUGCCCAAAUGAAGCUCACAUAAAUUGUCCCAUUGGGGGUGAUUUUUGUUUGUCUGUUUAGUUUUUUUUCCCCUUGUUCCUAAGGAAUCUGUAUAAAGCAACAGUUGCCCCUCUAGUUCUGAACAACCUAUAAUGGACUUCAGUGGACGAUAUGAACUCCAGAGCCAAGAAAAUGUGGAACUAUUUAUGGAUGUUCUGGGAGUCCCAGAUGACAUGAUUGAAAAAAUUAAAGACCUCAGGAGAGUUACUAAAAUUGUCCAAAAUGGAGAAGACUUUAUAGUUGCUAUACAAACUGGUGAUGAAGUACUUGUCAAUAACUUUACACUUGGACAAGAGACACAUGUGCAAACUCCUGCAGGAGACAAGAUAAAGGCUGUAAUGAACCUAGAGGGAGGAAAUAAACUAGUCGUUAAAGCGAAAGACUUUACUUCUGUUGCAGAGUUCAAUGGAGAUCAGCUGACAAAUACCAUCACUUUUGGUGAUGUUGUUUACAAACAAAUAAGCAAAAAAGUUGAAGAGCCUGAUGCUGAAGAAGAUCACCUGUAGUUCAUUAUGAAAAUAAAAUGUUGUGAACUGA
Messenger RNA from Chiloscyllium plagiosum (whitespotted bambooshark), 595 nucleotides. RefSeq names its product fatty acid-binding protein 1, liver-like. The record is from RefSeq and is a predicted model, not a curated record. Lineage: Eukaryota; Metazoa; Chordata; Chondrichthyes; Orectolobiformes; Hemiscylliidae. Gene Ontology annotation, molecular function: lipid binding.